Molecule: messenger RNA, 642 nt
Organism: Acanthosepion pharaonis
Lineage: Eukaryota; Metazoa; Mollusca; Cephalopoda; Sepiida; Sepiidae
Source: the annotation of a GenBank genome assembly
AUGAAAACUAAUAUCUAUCUAUCUAUCUAUCUAUCUAUUUUUGGUUUCUUUCCUUCAAAAAGCUUAAUUUCUUUUUCUCUGUUACAUUCUUUUUAUCCCAUCUCUACUUCCGUUUUAUUUAUAUCUAUCUAUCUAUCUAUCUAUCCUUCCAUAAAAUCUUUCUUUCUUCUUUCUUUCCUCUCAUCUAGCUCCUCAUCUGAAACUACACUGCCAUUUUCCACGCCCGCUGCUUCUGAUUCCCAUGCGUGUCCGGUGGCACGUGACACCAACUUUCGAAAUAAUGAUCUACCUGUCACACGAGAUUAUUACAAAACGAGAUUUGAUAUUAAUUCGUUGUGCUUACAAUUAAUACCCGAAGAACCACUGCACAAUCAUUCCUGUGUUACCAGGAGAAUCCUGUUACUUGGUUCACCUGUUUAUCGAGACAUACCUUUAAUUGAACUGAAUGAAGCCAAAAACAAGUGCAUUUUUUUCGACCUUUCUUCGUUCGUUUUGGACAGCGAAUUGGUGAAUAGCGCCCGGAUGGACAAACGUGUCAUUUGGUGUAUUCAGAAUAUACGAUGUCAUUUCAAGAUAUCUCCUCUUUCAGCAAUUAUUUCUAUUCUACUACAAAUCAUUAAAGAAAUAGCCAUCUGUCAUUAG